CGAACAACAGCUUCUGUUAAGAGCUCCCUCUGUGUUAAUCAUCUGAGAAUUGGACCAGUUCAUUAAGUGUCCCACUGUGUCCUAGUGGACUGUGCGUGCCUUCUGUCAUUCUUCACAACUUGACCUGACCUUCGCAGCGUUGGCAUCUUUCCCAUUAAGGGAGAUGGCAGCUAGGGAUGCCAACGAGGAAGAUAACGCUGCCAGGAGCGAGGAUGUUUGUUGCGGCAGGAGGGAGAGUGCACCUCGUCUAGAGACCCUGGCUGAGGUGUUGCUGCUGAAGAUGCUGAAGGUUGCCACCAGGAGGAGGUCCUGGCACUCAGACAGGACGGCACUCUCUCACAUAGUGUACACACAUGUGCCUCACACAGUGCGACAGCGCCUGCAGGAGCGGGUCCUGCAGGAUUGGCGGGUGUACGACACAGUGAGCUUGAGGAUGCUGCAUCUGCUCUUCUCCUGCACAACCACCUCCCUCCGCCUGGUCCACGUCAGGACCUUCUACCGUGACGACCUAAUCGUUCUCCUUCCACGACUCACUGGCAUCAAAGAACUUUGCUUUCAGGAUUCGACGUGGGAGCUGAGCAGACGGCAGCUGGGGCUCACUGCAGACGCUUUAUCGAGGAUGGUGCACCUGCGAGUGUUGACGCUACAAUACUGUGGUCACAACCUACUGCUGGCUACCGUCGGUGCUCACUGUCCACAUCUUCAGGUGCUGGAUGUACGAGGCUCUCAGGCCGUGGAUGACGAUGGCAUGUGGGGUUUAGUGACAGUCAACCACGCCUUCUACGCCUAUUUGGCACGGCAUGCUCUCUCACAUUCCUCCGUGCCACAAACUCACAAGCCCAGCCUCAGCAUAAGCAGUUGCUGGCUCCUUGCCUUCAAGAGCCUCACUUCUAAGAUGAUGAUGAAAAUGACAGUCAAGAAAACUCAGUCCACUCAGGUAAAUAAUUCUGGCGAUGCGAAGGGGGUUGGAGACGAGACUUGCAGAAAUGUUGGAGCGCUAACGAGCGAGAGAGAAAGAGUGGACCAGGAGGACAUAUCCUGGAGCCAAUGUUGUUCCUCUCUCGUCUUUCUUGAUAUCCGCUGCACCGGUGUUACCCCAGCAGGAGUGACCAUACUUGCCCAGGCACUGCCCGCCCACACCAGCCUGGCCCACGACGCUCAUACCCUCAACACACACGCCCCCAUCAUCAGCACACAUGCCCAUACUUCGAGCACAUACGCCCACAACUACCCCCAGUCUGUCCCUGGCAUUGUGCCUUUGUCACGAGCGCCUCUACUGGCGUAGCAUCCUGCCGUCUGGACUUAAUGAAGUACACCCACCAUCUUGUUUGCAAUAACUACCUCCCACGCCCACACCAUGCUCACAUCACACCCUCACCAUGCUCACAUCACACCCACACCACGCCCACACUUACAAGGUAGCUGGGACUGCCUUGAAUGUACGUUCUUAAAUACUCAGGGUCCUGGUUCUUCUGGCACUGGUCCAGUACUGUGGUGAUACUCAGAGUACAAAUCCUUAUGUACUUUUUCGUCCAGCUGACCGUUCACUUUUACCCAACAGGAGCUGCACCUCAUAUCUGUAUGAAUUAAAGACUUUAGAAAAACGUUAAUUUCACGAUGUAUACUACGUGAUUUAACAAAUUUUCACAGACUUUAAUAAGUAACUUUACAAGAUCUAGUCCGAAUUAAUAGCUAAAAAAAAAUAGAUAACAGAAAAAAGGUCGUUGUUGGCCUCUAGUCUAUUAUUUCCCCUCCUACGGGGAAAGUCUCUUGAUCCAAGAAAUUGGAGGUUCCUUUCCUUGGAUAAAAUCUGACAGUCUCCCGUUCUCCAGGGCUGUAUUACCCAAAAGGGUUUAGCGCUUCCUCGUAACUUUACUAAUAAUAAUAAUAAUAAUAAUAAUAAUAAUAAUAAUACUAUUCUUUCUUAGUAAAGAUAUUCUUUUAUUAAUGUAGUUUCGUAGUUUAAUUCUUAAUGUUUAUUCUUCCUUAUUACUUGUGCUUCCACGUGAACCUAAUUUUACUGAGAGUCUUAUGAACCCGUUUCCUUGCACCUAGCAGUAGAUAGGUACCUGGGUGUAUGUCUCCUUCCAUUUGCUGUCUCAUCUCACCUAGCAGUAGACAGGUGCCUGAGUGGUGUUAGUCAACCGCUGUGGGUGGCAUCCUGGGGGAGGACACCACAGGGUAAAUCUCCUACUUUAUCUGGUUUUUCUGAGUUAUCCUGGAUACAUAAUUUCCUCAUGAGUUUACCAACACACACACACACACACACACACACACACACACACACACACACACACACACACACACACACACACACACACACACAUACACACACACACACACAUACACACACACACACACCAACAUGUUAAGGACACUACCAGAGUGAGAGGGGAGGAUGAACCAGCAAGAUUGGACCUUGUGUUCACCCUGGGCAGCUCAGACAUUGAGGACAUCAAGUAUGAGAGUCCCCUAGGAGCUAGCGACCACGUGGUUCUGUGCUUUGAAUACAUAGUAGAGCUGCAAGUGGAGAGAAUAACAGGAGUAGAAUGGGAAAAGCCUGACUAUAAAAGAGGGGACUACAUAGGGUUGAAGAACUUCAUGAGGGAGGUCCAGUGGGACAGAGAACUGGCAGGAAAGCCAGUAAAUGAAAUGAUGGAAUAUGUAGCAACAAAAUGCAAGGAGGCAGUGGAAAGGUCUUUCCCCAAGGGCAACAGUAACAACGGGAAGACCAGAACAGCCCCUGGUUUACCCGACGGUGUAAGGAGGCAAAAACAAAGUGCAA
This is a messenger RNA of Cherax quadricarinatus, 2785 nucleotides long. RefSeq lists its product as uncharacterized. Lineage: Eukaryota; Metazoa; Arthropoda; Malacostraca; Decapoda; Parastacidae. The record is from RefSeq and is a predicted model, not a curated record.